This is a messenger RNA of Diaporthe batatas, 1125 nucleotides long. RefSeq lists its product as uncharacterized. The transcript is spliced from 4 exons. The record is from RefSeq and is a predicted model, not a curated record. NCBI's taxonomy places the organism in Eukaryota, Fungi, Ascomycota, Sordariomycetes, Diaporthales, Diaporthaceae. Bases 1 to 1125 code for a protein of 374 amino acids.
AUGGUCGGGAAAACAGGUUGGGAUGACUGGAUCAUUUCUCUGACGACCGUGCUGUCAAUCUUGGGUAUGGGAGAAGUCAUUGUCCAAGUUCAGCAUGGGGCGGGUCGGCACAUUGGUGAUAUUCCACCACGAGACAUCCCCACAGGGCUCAUGUUCAAUUAUAUCACUCAGCUCACAUACCUGUAUGGUAUCUGCUUUUGCAAGCUCGCAGUUGGUGCUUCUCUGCUUCGCAUAGCAUCUACCAAGUUUUGGAAACAUUUGGUUCUCGGCGUCAUGAUUUUCGUAUUCACUUACACAACCGCGGGUUUUGUUACCCUGUUGGCUCAAUGCACCGACAUUCGCAUCCUGUGGGACCCGUCAACGAAGGCCACGUGUUGGGCUCCGAGAACUCUUAUGGCCCUAGGCUACACAAAUUUCUCGCUCAACAUCAUCACAGACUUGAUGUUCGCUCUUUUCAUCCCGGUGCCAAUGCUUUGGAAUAUUAACGUCACAAGGCGCACACGCGUUUCCCUUUUUUGUGUGCUCGGUCUCGGCUGCUUCGCCUGCGCCUGCGCCAUCGUCCGUUUCACGUUUCUAGGCACGUAUCGAAAGAAAGAUGACUGGCUUUGGGAUACGCAAAGCCUCACCACAUGGACCGUCCUCGAGAUGAACGUCGGAAUCACCGCGGCUAGUCUGCCGAGCUUGCGACCCUUGUUCAAGAAGGUCCUGGGCAGCAUAUACGGCCCGGGUAGCAAGCUGAGGGGUUAUUAUGCGGGAGGGUCAUCCGGCCGGAUCAAGAAGAACUGGCAGAACCUUUCCGGAAGAAAUGUUGAAAAGCGAAACAGUGCAUACUCCCGACCACUGGACAAUGACGAAGCGUUCUAUGGCUCGGCCGGCCAUAAUACCGUGCAAGGGCUGAACGAGGACCACGGUUCCGAGGAGUCAUUUGAGCUCUUUUUGUGCCCGCCGAUGCAGGACUCGGAUCAGGUCAGAGUCAGCAGGAAUCCGAGUGUGAAAACAUUCGUUGAGGCCAGAAGAAGCCUCGAAGACGGUAUUACGACACCAACAGAUGUACAUGUUAAGGGAAUCACGAAAACCACGAGUACGACGGUUACAUAUCAACUCAAGGAAUCGAGGUUGGCAUAG